CGGCAUACCUGCACACGCACAUUUCUACAAUGUCUGCCCUUCUCGCUUCCUCCUUCGUCGGCCGCGUCGCCGCCUUCAAGGCGACCAAGAUCCAAGCCAAGUCUGUCUCCACGACGGUCAAGGCUGACAUCUACCCGGAAUUCGGUACCUACCCGGGCGGUGGCGAAUCCCCGAUCAUCCCGUUCGGCGACGAAAAGAACGCCGAGCGUGAAGUGAUCCACGGCCGCUGGGCGAUGCUUGGCGUCACCGGUGCGUGGGCCGCCGAAAACGGCACCGGCAUCCCGUGGUUCACCGCGGGUACCUUGUGCACCCCGGAUGACUGCACCGCCGUCGCGGACAAGUUCCCGGGCGCCGUCGCCCCGCUCGCGCCGGAAGGCUCUGGCUACCCGUCCUUCUGGAACGUUCUCAUCAUCGAGAUCGUUCUCGUCGGCGCCGCGGAAGCGUACCGUACCGGUAUCUCCGACUCUCCGUUCGAUGAUGGCCUCACCGUCGGUGACGUCAACCCGGGUGGACGCUUCGACCCGCUCGGCCUCGCCGAGUCUGGCGACCUUGAAGAACUCAAGAUCAAGGAGCUCAAGCACUGCCGCUUGUCCAUGUUCGCGUGGUUGGGCUGCAUCUUCCAAGCGCUCGCCACCCAAGAAGGCCCGAUCGCCAACUGGCAAUCCCACGUUGCGGACCCGGUUCACUCCAACGUCCUCACCAACGCGGCCAAGGGCUUCGGCUUCUACUAAGCGGUUCACCGCCUUGGUAGCUUCGUCAUAGGGUAGCUUGAUCGGCGGCCGUCGACUUCGCGUCUACGGUCACCUCCAAGAUUUCUCUGACAGCGCUGGGAAUUCCCGACUGCUUUUGGGGCUUUGUCUCUUCAAUAACAUUCGUUUUAAUGAUGCAUCUCUCGAUGUUUGAUUA
This is a messenger RNA of Ostreococcus lucimarinus CCE9901, 906 nucleotides long. It is a transcript of the gene lhcp2.4, whose product is annotated as prasinophyte light harvesting complex, chlorophyll binding. Gene Ontology annotation, cellular component: membrane. The transcript has 2 exons. Lineage: Eukaryota; Viridiplantae; Chlorophyta; Mamiellophyceae; Mamiellales; Bathycoccaceae. The record is from RefSeq and is a predicted model, not a curated record. Gene Ontology annotation, biological process: photosynthesis, light harvesting in photosystem I; response to light stimulus. Bases 30 to 731 code for a protein of 233 amino acids.